AGCGACAUCACUUGGCGAGGCACUUUCAAUGGAAAUGCCAGAAUCCUACGAGGUGUCAAGUCGAGUACACAUCAAUAUGCGGCGCAAGGCCUGAGGCUGUUCUGUCAUCGAGUUGCAGCGUCGGCUCGGCAAUAAUUGGCCCUUGGCAACGUCAUUCGCGGCAAUACGCUAUCGGCCGUAAGAUCCGCGCUUCUACCAUGUUAAACAUCACACGUCCUGCGCCAUCAUGGCUGAUCGCUUCAAGAACCUCGCAAAGAAUGGCUGGCACCCGGAGAAGAGCAAAGCAGGCGGUUCAGGCGGUACGAGCGACUCAAAGCUCGGCCAAGUGAAAGGAUGGGUAGGCAAGGCGCAGGGUAAAGACUCCCACGCCGAAGCUGCUCGCGAACACCAGUCUGCACCGUUGUCGACCUUGAAAGACCCUUCAUCUUUUGCGCCCCCACCGAAACGAGUCCCCGGAGCAUCACCGGUCGCCGGUGGAGUUGGUGCUGCACCGCCAGGCUCGGCAAGGCAGCGUUUGCAGGAAAAGGAAGAAGCACAGAGAAGAGCAGCACAAGAGUCAAAACCGCAAGGUCCCUACAGACCAGACACGACAGGGCUCAGUACAACGCAUCUGCCGAAGCCGCCAGCAUUCAGACCGAAUGCUGCUACCCCUCCACCGGCACCGGCACCGAGGGCGAAGCCACCUGGUCUCCCACCAAGACUGCCUCCGCGCCAGACAGAGAACGUUGAUGAAUACACACCGCCUGCUCCUCCGUCGUAUGGGGAAGCUAUACAACCGGCAGCCCAGACUCUGAAUCAGGGAGCUCUGAAUCGUCUGGGUCAGGCUGGAGUAACGGUGCCAGGUUUUGGGAUUGACCGCAAUGCUUCUCCGCCCGUACCACCUCGUCAGCGCACAGUAGCACCCCCUCCGCCGGCACGUCAGGCCUCGAGCUCGUCUGCAGCAGCGCCAGUAUCUCCACCUGCCUCAGCUGGCAACGGUCCUCAGCUUAACGAGUUGCAGAGCAGGUUCGCGAAGAUGAGCGCGUCCCCAGCGUCAGAGACGGCACCAAGCACAGGAACGUCAUGGGCAGACAAGCAAGCUGCUCUUAGGACAGCAAGCAAUCUGCGAAACGAUCCAUCCCAGAUAUCUGGUUCAGACCUGAAGAGCGCAGCAUCGACAGCCAACAACUUCCAACAGCGGCACGGCGAGCAAGCGGCAUCUGGCUGGCGAGCAGCAAACGGACUUAAUCAGAAGUAUGGCAUUGCAGGCAGGGUCAAUAGCCUGGCGGGGGGCGCAAAUACAUCAGGAGCAUCACAACCACCCGCUCCAGGAGGCCUGGGCAAGAAGCCUCCACCGCCACCGCCAGCCAAGAAGGCAGGGUUGACUUCUAAUUCUUCUGGGGAGCCGCCGCCGAUUCCAUUGAGCAGCAAGCCUAAGUUCUAG
Messenger RNA from Boeremia exigua, 1423 nucleotides. RefSeq lists its product as uncharacterized. Gene Ontology annotation, biological process: barbed-end actin filament capping. Gene Ontology annotation, cellular component: actin cortical patch. NCBI's taxonomy places the organism in Eukaryota, Fungi, Ascomycota, Dothideomycetes, Pleosporales, Didymellaceae. The record is from RefSeq and is a predicted model, not a curated record. The transcript has 2 exons. The coding region runs from base 227 to 1423 and encodes 398 amino acids.